GUCGGGCUCAGGACUGGGCUGCCUCUGCCCGUGCGGUCUUGUGCCCUCCGUUCCGCACGGCAGAGAACGCUGCGCUGGGUCUCAACGCGCGGGGUGGCCCAGGGCUCUUGGACUGUCAAUAAUUCACACGGGAAAUCGUGCCACGGCUGCUGCUUAGUCACCUGGAUAAGACCACUUUCUAGCUUUGGAAAAGCUGUUGGACCCGGAAAUCAUGAAGAGCUGUUCCAGAAUGGAAUGACAGGAGAGGAGAAUUGCGCUCAGAGUAGGCUGGCCUGAAGGUGGAAGUGAGAAGAGAGUUACAGCUGGUUGCACUGAGGAAUGAGGACCUACUGUGUGUGUCCAAUCUGAUUGACUUGCUCAGGGAGGCUAAAGCAUCUAUCUCCAGAAAUGUCUUCGGAAAAUGCAGAGCAACAUGACGUUUCACCCAAGGACUCUGUUGAAGGAAAUGGCCAAUGCAGUCCUCUGUCAAAGAUCCAUUUGGAGCUUGAAAAGGAAUCAAAUACUGACUUCCAGCAAUUUGAGACCACUAAGCAAUGCAGACAUUAUCCUAGGAUCCACAUGGAACCUCAAGAGAAAUCAAACACCAACUUUAAAAAAUUCGUCAUCAAGAAACUACGGAAGGCUUGCCAGUGCAGCCCAACCAAAGCAAAAGAUAUGAUUUUUGGCUUCCUUCCUGUCUUGCGAUGGCUCCCAAAGUAUGAUCUGAGGAAAAACAUUUUAGGCGAUGUGAUGUCUGGCUUGAUUGUGGGCAUCUUAUUGGUGCCCCAGUCCAUUGCUUAUUCCCUUUUAGCUGGCCAGGAACCAAUCUAUGGCCUGUACACAUCUUUUUUCGCCAGCCUAAUUUAUUUCCUAUUGGGGACUUCUCGUCACAUCUCCGUGGGCAUUUUUGGAAUACUGUGCCUUAUGAUUGGUGAGGUAGUUGACCGGGAACUAAGCAGAGCUGGCUAUGGCACUGCCCACAGUGCCCCGUCCUUAGGGAUGGUUUCGAAUGGGAGCACAUCAUUCGACCAGACGUCAGACAGGCUGUGUGACAGGAGUUGCUAUGCCAUUACAGUGGGCAGCACCGUAACUUUUAUGGCUGGAGUUUAUCAGGUAGCCAUGGGCUUCUUUCAAGUGGGCUUUGUUUCUGUCUACCUCUCAGAUGCCUUGUUGAGUGGAUUUGUCACUGGUGCCUCCUUCACUAUUCUUACAUCUCAGGCCAAGUAUCUCCUUGGGCUCAGCCUUCCUCGGAGUAGUGGCAUGGGCUCGCUCAUCACUACUUGGAUUAAUAUCUUCAGAAACAUCCAUAAGACCAAUGUCUGUGAUCUCAUCACCAGCCUCUUGUGCCUUUUGGUUCUUUUGCCAACCAAAGAACUCAACGAGCGCUUCAAGUCCAAGCUUAAGGCGCCGAUUCCUACUGAACUCAUUGUCGUUGUGGCAGCCACUUUAGCCUCUCACUUUGGGAAACUGAAUGAGAAAUACAAUACCAGUAUUGCUGGACAUAUUCCUACUGGGUUUAUGCCACCCAAAGCACCGGACUGGAACUUAAUUCCUAGUGUGGCUACAGAUGCAAUAGCUAUUUCUAUCAUUGGUUUUGCUAUUACAGUAUCACUUUCUGAGAUGUUUGCCAAGAAGCAUGGCUAUACAGUCAAAGCUAACCAGGAAAUGUAUGCCAUUGGCUUUUGCAAUAUCAUCCCUUCAUUCUUCCACUGCUUUAGUAACAGCGCAGCUCUUGCAAAGACGUUGGUUAAAGAGUCAACAGGCUGCCAAACUCAGCUUUCUGGUGUGGUGACAGCUCUGGUUCUUCUGUUGGUCCUCCUGGUAAUAGCUCCUUUAUUCUAUUCCCUUCAGAAAAGUGUCCUCGGUGUGAUCACUAUUGUAAAUCUCCGGGGAGCUCUAUGUAAAUUUAAGGAUCUGCCCAAGAUGUGGCGGGUUAGCAGAAUGGAUACAGUUAUCUGGUUUGUUACUAUGCUGUCAUCUGCGCUGAUAAGCACUGAGAUUGGCCUGCUUAUUGGAGUUUGUUUUUCUAUGUUUUGUGUCAUCCUCCGUACUCAGAAGCCAAAGAGUUCGUUGCUUGGCUUGGUGGAAGAGUCUGACAUUUUUGAAUCCAUGUCUGCUUACAAAAACCUUCAGGCUAAGCCAGGCAUCAAGAUUUUCCGCUUCAUAGCCCCUCUCUACUACAUAAAUAAAGAAUGUUUUAAAUCUGCCUUAUACAAAAACACUCUCAACCCAAUCUUAGUAAAGGCAGCUCAGAAGAAGGCUGCAAAGAAAAAGGCCAAGAAGGAAACAGCGACUCCGAGUGGAAGCCAGGAUGAAGUUUCAGUGCAACUUUCUCAUGCGCCCUUGGAACUCCACACUGUAGUGAUUGACUGCAGUGCCAUCCAGUUUUUAGAUACUGCAGGGAUCCAUACCCUGAAAGAAGUUCGCAGAGACUAUGAAGCCAUUGGCAUCCAAGUCCUGCUGGCUCAGUGCAAUCCCUCUGUGAGGGAUUCCCUGGCCCGUGGAGAGUAUUGCCAAAAGGAAGAUGAAAACCUUUUUUAUAGUGUACAUGAAGCGAUAGCUUUUGCAGAAGAAUCUCAAAAUCAGAAAGGCAUAUGUAUUCCCAAUGGUCUGAGUCUAGUGAUCAAUUGAAUAAGUAGGUGGAAGGAAGAAUGAUGUCUAGCCAGUAGCAACUUGCAUACUUGAAAUUUUAACUUGUUGGCUAGGCACUAUUCUUCCUCCAAAGCUGGUGGCCUUUGUAGGUACACAAAUGCAGCAGAGCUUAUUAGUUAGGCAGAAUCAAGUAGAAGAAAAUAUUGCAGUUUCAAGCUUUCUUGCAGAGAGGAGGUAUUCUUGCAAUUAAGUAUCUGUUGAAUUGGACCGUGAAGUAGCCCUAAAACUUAAGGACCAUCCUCUCUUGGGAGAUACACUUUAGGACUCUUCUAUGUCCAGGAGUGAAAGGGAUGAAGUUGGCAUUUACAUGAGACAUGCUGGAGCCUAUGUGAUGUGGCUCUUUGGAGAGAGAGUGGAAAGGAGGCCCGGAAAGAAUGUGGUGCCUGCUUUUGUACCAGCAGAUCAAGAGGCCUCCGGUGUACAAGGUAAUAAUGACACAAGUUUUUUUCUUACUUGUGCUUCUCCAUACCCAGUUCUUUGCUCCUGGGACGGCAGUAGGGUCUCCGGCUUUUAAUAGGAAAGCACCAUUCCUCACCGUAAGGCAGGGAAGCGUGGGCACAGGCCUGUCAGGAGUGUGAUGGCUAGGCAUGUGUGUGAAAUCUGACCAGCCAGAUUCCCAUUGCACAGAACACUCUUAGUGAUACGUCUGAUGUUUUCAGUCAUGCCUUUUUGUUUAGGGUAAGUAGGUAAGCAGAGAGCUCUUCAUAAUCAGCAAAAAUAAUGGGAAUCUUCCCUGUCUUUUCUGUGAUCUCUAUCCAUCCCUAUUUCAGAGCAUUUCUCUACCAUUACACCGUAUUCGAGCUUUCAGUAAUUUAGGGUAUUUUUCAUGGAAUCUGUCCUGAACUGCUAUGUCUGAUUAGCAGCGACAAGCUUGCCAGAUAAAAGGCAGAAUGCUGACCCUGCGACUCUGUGCAGCAUUUUAAAAUGAGCUGGAGGCAAACCCUUAAGGACACAUUGCACAUAGGAAUACUUGACAGCAGUUCCCUUAAAAUUUGUUUACUGAGCAGGGGGUUUUUUUUCCCCUUCCCAUGGCAUUUUAGCUAGGAUCAGUUGGGGGCUGACAGUCUUUCUCAAAGAGAAGUUACUGUUCAUUUUUCCUUUGCAAGAAAAAUUAUUGUAACCAACAGAAAAGAAUGCACAAAAGUUUCCAAAGGAACAUCAAUAAUUAAUUUGUAGAUGUGUUAGUGUAAACAAAGCUAAUGCUUACUGCCAAGAACUGUAUUGACUUACAGUGAAUAUUGGUGACAGUGACAGCUUUAACUCUUUGGGCCACCGAAAACUCAUGCAAGAGGAGUGAGAAGCAUCACAUUCAUACAACCCAACAUUAAUAAUAAGUGUGGUAAACAUUAUUUGUGAUAGCUGACCACAGGUUGUACCUAUAGGAAGAACUGCUUUUGAAAAGCAAGAAUGUCUGACUUUGAAACCUUAUAGUUCUGUACCUGGACCUUGAUAGGUGAGAAAAAACACAGGUUUUCCAAAAUUAGGACUAGGAGACUAAGUCAUGUGAGAUUGAAACACUUAGUCACGCCAUUGAAAAGAAAAUAAUAUUUGCAACAGUGCAAAACGAUUUUUUAAUCUGCUCCUACAUCCUAAACAAUUUAAGUAUUUAUGAGAAGCAAACUCUUAAGUGUAGGGCAUCCAUCAACUGCAAGUGUUGCUUUUCUCCUGGUAGAGCUGUGCCCAUCUGUUUAGAUGGAAAAUACCUUUCCGUUAUUAAAGCACUUUCUCUGUAGAAAAGCUGGAUAUCUGUCUUUGAGGUGAUUGACAUCAUGAUUAAAUGUAAUAGCUUCCUGAAUUUUAACAUCCUUUUACAAUGUAAGUCUAGAAUUUCAGAAAUGUUAACUCCUGUUUGUAGUUGUGGUUUUUGGUUUUUGUCUUUAGCUAAUAUUUGCCCAUUCUACUCAGUUUUAUAAAUGGUAAUAGUAAAAUCAUAGUAUCUUGGUCGAUCAUUUGUUUUUAGUCCAUCUUGCCUUCGUCCUCCAAGCCAGAUUUGAAUCCAGACCAUUAUAAAUGUCUAGAAGGGUGUCCAACCUGCAGCCCAGGAUGGCUGUGUUUGUGGCCUCACACAAAAUCGUACAUUAACUUAAAACAUGCAAUUUUUUUUUGUGAUUAUGUGUCGCAAUUUUUUAAAUGUGUGGCCCAAGACAACUCUUCUUCCAGCGUGGCCCAGAGACGCCAAAAUGUUGGACACCUCUGGAUGCCAUGUGAGAGCAGAUUAAGAGUGCAUGAUUAAGACAACUCUAUAACCAACACUGGCAGAGCAAAGGAAAAAAAAAAAAGAGUCCAAAGAAUUUGAAAAACCCAUUAGAAGAAUGGAGUAACAGAAUUUGAACUUUACUUAACAUUUUUCUCUAUAUAUGGAUAUAAACAGCUCUGGAGCAUUCUGUGCUCUGGUUUAUACCUCUCCCAUCCAAACAAACACGAGAUUCUGCUUUUGGUAGCCACUUAUAAAAACAUUUAAGAUUUCACUAGAAUUUGUAUCUUACCCUUCUGCUUGGGUUGAGGUCUGUGUAUGUGUACACACUUUCACCAUUUUUUGCUGGUAUUUAAAGAAAUGAAACCUGAAACCAAAGCAUAAUUCACCAACAAAACUAAUGUUUUCAUUUGCUUUCUAGCUCAAAGCCUUGGACUUUUAUAGUUCAUUAGGUGAUAUAUUACAAACUUUAUUGAUACAAAAAUGUCUUGUUUACUCUAAACUUUAGUAUCUAAAUGAAACAUUUUCUCAAUGCUUAUUGAAGAAUGUACAAAAUUCUGAAUUUCUUAAAUUGUUUUAUUGAAAUGUAUUGUGUAUACACUUAAUGGGUUAAAACUUUGCAACCUUAUUUAUCUUUAGGUUUGUACAGUUCAGAGGGAUGGAUUGCGGCCAUGCAAAGAGGGGUUGAGGAUUAAUAUUUAAGGGAGAGUUGAAGGGCAUUAGACCAUUGAAAAGACCAUCUCUGACUGAACAAGGAAGAAAACAGGGACUUGGUUGAAUAGGAUCCAAUCUCUGGCUAGUCCCACCCAGCAGUAGGAAUGUCAGGAUUAGAAGCCACACCUUAGUUGAAAGCAAAGUCAAAAACAACUGGGUUCUGUUUCUAGAAGGAGAGGGGUACAGAUUCACCAAAGAUGAAAGAGCUGAGGAUCACGUGGUAGCCAGGGUUGGGGCAAAAGCCCAGGCUGACCUACUGUGAGGCAUGAGUGACUGCAAUACUAUGUGAACCUCUGAUAGUUGGUAAAAUUGACAGAUGUCUAGUUCACAAUUACUUUUUUAAAUUUUUAAUGAGGACCAAAGGAAAACAAGAUUUGGAUAGUCUAACUUAGCUUUUAAACAGUAGCAGACUUUGAAGCCAAAUUCAUUACUAAAUUUACAGUAUGGUAAAUGGUGAUCUUUAAACAUUUAUUGUACUCCCUUAGUAAUUUGUCAUUUAAGAACACAUUGUCUGGGUGUUAGCUCUGAUCUUAAUAUAAAACUGAGAAAAAGGCUCCAGUGAAUUUCUCGGGAACUUAAAAUUGAAUGUAGGAUUUAUAAUGACAAAUUCAAGGUCUGUGAUCCUUACUAAUGUUUUUAAUGAAUUGUUUUCUUCUAUGUAGUGCUAUAGAUGAGCUAUAGGUUCUUUUUGCAUCAAUGCAGAUAAUUCCUCAGACACUUCCUGAGGACCUGUGCUGGAGUCUAGGGCUGUGUGCCAGGUGCUUGGACUAUGAUACCCAAUCCAGAAAGGCGGGUUGUAUGGUAACUUAACUGGAUGACAUCCAUUGGCACUUGGAAGUGUUUUAUGGAGGAGCUGAGCUGAGCCUGGACCAAGGUCUGAACAGGAGGCAGGCCACUGAGGCAAACAAGGAGGCAUGGAUGCCCCUGGUCUAUUCAGGGAAAGAUCCCACAGGGACGUGGUAAAAACCCAGUCGCUAGGAUUUAGACUUCAUUUAAUUUUUCUGUUCUUUAGCGUUUCUCUCUUCUUUUUUCCUCUAAUGGUUUUUUUAAUCUAUUUGAGUGAUGCCUUAUUUGAAGCUGGGCUAACAAAUUACAAAAGGGGGAAAUUGGCCCUAGAAAGCUUUUAGGCUCUGAAGUAAUCUGGCUGUUUUCUUUGUAUAAAGAUUUUUGAUAAUCAUGAAUGGAAUCAUUAAUUUGAGUGCUAAUAACAUGAAUGAAAAUUAUAAUGGAACAGGCCAAAAUAACAUACCAGCUGAUUUAUCAUAGCCUAUUAUUAAAGUAAAAUGCUAUUGAAAUACUGUAAGUUAAAGGUAUAUUUUAGUUAAAAAAAAUACAGUACUAACUAGGAAUGGAGAAUUUAGUUGUGGGAGUGAGGGACAUUUAUUUUUAUAAGGUAAUUUUUAUCCUGACAAGAACUAUUUUUUUUAAAGGGUUUUGCACUCUAAAGUAAACAUGUUAAAUAAAGUUAAGAAAGUUAAAUAAGCGUUAUACUAAAUCAUGAGGGUUUUUUUCUUUUUGGCGUGUAUUUUCUUUUUCUCUUAGUGAUGUAAAGUAGGAAGGAGAUACUUAAUUAUGAAAACUGGAAUAAUGAAGGACCCCAAAUGCCUUUACUGGAGAUACCAUGUUUAUAAGUCUGGAACCAUGUAUAAAACCUUUCUUAGACUUGAAUUAUGGGUCUGAAAAAGCUAAAUAAUCACAAUCUUAUUACAAAAUAUCAAUAACUACCUUUCUGGCUGAAAGUUUUUUAGUUGGUAAAAAACCAAAGGCAAGCAGCCUAAGCCAGAAAGGACUUUUAACUGCAGGUUUAAUAAACUUAUUUUAAGGUGUUCUCUUCCCCCACCACGUUCCCCAUCCCUAGAAUAAUAAUAUAUAAUACUUGAAGUCAAACAGCUGUUGCCUUUUAAUUUAAAUCAGUUAGGAAAUUACUGUUUGACUCCUGAUGCUGCCAUGAUUUCUCAAAAAUUAGUGUGAACAAAGAAAUCUAUAUAAAAUGUGACCCUUUUUUUGGUCUCCUCUGCAAUUUUACAUACAAAUCAAGACAAUAUCAAGGUUAUACAUGAAUGAACUCAAAUUCUGAGUCUUGUCUAUUCACUAAAAAGUAUACUCUUUUUUAUUUUUCAUUUAUUCAAGGCCAAUGACUUUUAGGAACAUGUUUUAUACCAUAUGUAUCUUUUUAAUUAAAGCAAGUGCCUUGAUGCUAUUCCACAGAAAUCAUGCUUAGCCCUCUGUGGGAUGAGGAUGAGUUGGUGAUGGUUGCAGCCUAUUGCAGGAGAGGGAGAGUGGGUUAAUAGCGGAUCCCUUUCUUCUGGAAAGAUAUGUUCAUGGUAUUUACUACCUGAGAUCCUAUAUGUUUUGAGAUCUAGAGGUGUUAUUUCAUUUGUCUGCUAAUAAAUUGUUAUGCUAAUAAAA
Messenger RNA from Pteronotus mesoamericanus, 7948 nucleotides. It is a transcript of the gene SLC26A2, whose product is annotated as solute carrier family 26 member 2. Gene Ontology annotation, molecular function: oxalate transmembrane transporter activity; secondary active sulfate transmembrane transporter activity; chloride transmembrane transporter activity. Lineage: Eukaryota; Metazoa; Chordata; Mammalia; Chiroptera; Mormoopidae. Gene Ontology annotation, cellular component: plasma membrane. Bases 388 to 2610 code for a protein of 740 amino acids. The record is from RefSeq and is a predicted model, not a curated record. Gene Ontology annotation, biological process: transmembrane transport. The transcript has 5 exons.